AUGAGAUAUAACACUCUAUUUUUAUCAGUCAUUGUUUUGGUAACCUUGAUUGCUGCAUCAACCAAUGCCGAUAUUGGUGGAAAGAGAACUUUGGUUGUAUUAGAUGAUCUCUCAAUUCAACAAUCACACUCUAUCUUUUUCAAAUCUUUAUCAGAUAGAGGAUAUAAAUUACAAUUCGUUAGACCAGAAGAAAAGGUAGCUUUGGAGAAAUAUGGUGAUUUCAACUAUGACCAUUUAAUUUUGUUUGCUCCAACUAGUGAUGCAAAUCAGAUUAUCAGUUUUGUUGAUGCUGGAAAUAAUGUUUUGAUUGCAGGAUCAUCGGUUGUCUCCGAUACAAUUCGUGAUGUUGCCAGUGAAGUUGGAAUGGACAUUGAAGAUGACAAGACCAACGUAUUCGAUCACACCAACUUUGACAAAUCGAUUGACAACCAACACAAUUUGAUUGUUGCCGAUCAAUUCAUCAAGGACUCACCAAUCAUCUUGCAAGGUGCCGACAAGACACCAGUACUCUUCAAGGGUAUCGGUCACGCCAUUCGUCAGAACGAGUUGAACUAUGCCGUGCUCACUGGUGCCUCCACCGCCUACUCUGGUAAGGCCACCACCGGUGCCUCCACCAAGCUUCUUGGUAAGCGUGUUGGUUUGGUCUCUUCGUUGCAAGCACGUAACAGCGCACGUGUAACCUUCUCUGGUUCACUCGAACUCUUCAGUGACAACUUCUUCAACGCCAAGGUCAACGGUAACCAACCAUCUGGAAACCAAAAGUUUGUCGAAAACUUGGUAUCAUGGACUUUCCAAGAGCGUGGUAUUCUCCGUACUUCCAACCUUCAAAUUUCAAAGGGUAACGACACCAACCCAACUUUAUUCACCGUAAAGGAUGAUAUUGUCGAAGAGUUCACUGGUGGUAAAUGGGUUCCAUACGUAGACCAAUUGGAAUUGGAAAUCAUCAUGUUGGAUCCAUACAUUAGAACUUUCAUCAAGGGAGACAAAAAUGGAGUUUACUCUGCCGAUUUGAAGCUCCCAGACGUCUAUGGUGUCUACACUUUUGAAUCAACCGUCAGAAGACCAGGUUAUUCCAAGUUGGAGAGCAUCAUCCGUCAUCCAAUCCGUCCAUUCCGUCACGACUCUUAUGAACGUUUCAUCCCAUCUGCAUACCCAUAUUAUGCUGCCUCAUUCUCAAUGCUCGUAGAUUUAGGAAAUCAAGUCAUCAUGUUACACAACACCAAGUACUACGAUAACCACAUUCGUACAUCACCCCUGGGAUACCUGUGUGAACAUCAACAGAAUCAUGUCAACCAACAAAUCACUCAAAUUGGUUACAAAGUGCCCAACAACUCUGCUGAAGGUAUAGUUGAGAACCGUUCUGUACCUAGAUUGGUUAACGAGACAAGCACUCAACUUGAAUUGCUGCGUAACGUUGAGAUAAGACAGGACAUUGGUCCUCUCGACAAGUCCUCUCUUUCUCCCUCUUUUCCUACUUCUCCACCUUCGCAAUUCAUACAGUCGCGCUACCAACAAAGACUGACUCUUCCAGUGGCACCAGAUCCCACCAUCUUGUCGAAUCUACAAGAACCUAUCUUUGGUGCUGUCGAUGUUCUUUCUGGAUUCAAUGUUGGCUCCGAUUUUAAUGCCGAUCCUCAGUUUAACUCAACUCCAGGACAACAACCAGAACCACCACUAGAAGCACCAGCCAACACCAUCAACACACCGGGCAACACCACUACCACACCAAGAGUCCCACCAACAAAGAAAGUAGAUCGUAGAGUUAAUAGAAAACCUGUGCCAAUGCAACGUGUCCAAGGUGCCAAGGACCAAGCCAAGAGUAAAUCAAAGAAGAGCAAAGCCAUCAGCGCCGCUUUGAGGAAGGUUUUUCCAGGCUCUGGUCUACCAAUGACGUUGAGUAUUGUGCAAGCACCGACCUCCAUUAUUAAUCGGUCAGUAGCUACUUUUAAACUCCAUAUCACUGGUGAUGUACACCCAAAUUAUUUGGUGGUAGUGGCACGUCCUACCAAUCCUUCAAUGCUCCGAUUAGAAGACCAGUCUGUCGGUGUUGACGAAAGUGGAAUAGUCGAAAUGCGUAUCAAACUCUACAGUCUGGACAAGCUCAAUUUCAAAACAGGCGUACUGAUCAACUUUAGAUUGGUGAAUGACACCAACCAGGUUCUAACAGACACCAUUCGUACCGAUAUAACCGUUCCAAUUCCGUUCAUUGCCAACACCAAAGACCUCUCGUAUCCGAAAAUAAAAUCGAUCACACACAAUGUUUUUUGCGAACACUUGGUGCCAAACGAAGAUAUGAUCAAUUCAAUGAUCACAGCAGAUCGUCUCAAGUGGGGAUCAACCAACGAGCUCACUCUCUAUGUUGUGGAAGUAGAGAGUUUGAUGAUCAAACACAUUAUAAACCAAGGAAGCAUUCCACCAGGAGAGAGAUCCAAGACAGUUGCAUUCUGCCAAAUUCCAAAGUAUCUAUUUGAUGGCAAUCAUUCACUUCAUGCUCAAUACGUCAAAGUUGAAACCAAUAACAUCGACGAUAACAACAAUAAUAACAACAACAACAACAACAACAGCGACAACAACAACACUAAUGAAACUAAAAAGAAAACCAACUCAAUUCCACCACAAGCUCGUUGGUCAACAUGGAGUUAUGGUUUUGAAGGUUCUGUCAUGUUGGUAUUUUAA
Heterostelium album PN500 is the source of this 2676-nucleotide messenger RNA. RefSeq names its product dolichyl-diphosphooligosaccharide--protein glycosyltransferase 48 kDa subunit (gene wbp1). Gene Ontology annotation, cellular component: oligosaccharyltransferase complex; endoplasmic reticulum membrane. The record is from RefSeq and is a predicted model, not a curated record. Bases 1 to 2676 code for a protein of 891 amino acids. The transcript has 5 exons. NCBI's taxonomy places the organism in Eukaryota, Evosea, Eumycetozoa, Acytosteliales, Acytosteliaceae.